Messenger RNA from Eriocheir sinensis (Chinese mitten crab), 12692 nucleotides. RefSeq lists its product as uncharacterized. The coding region runs from base 161 to 4888 and encodes 1575 amino acids. NCBI's taxonomy places the organism in Eukaryota, Metazoa, Arthropoda, Malacostraca, Decapoda, Varunidae. The record is from RefSeq and is a predicted model, not a curated record. The transcript has 5 exons.
CGAUGAUGACCUUCCGAGCAGCUGGUACGUUUGGUGUUGGAAGCGCCCGCCAUCUUAAGGGAAGUGACAAAGGUUGUGUCGGGUGGUCUUCCUCUCUACCCCUGCCAUGGCCCUUCUGUAGCCGCCCCACCGUCACCCUGGCCGCGGCGCCCUAGGCACAAUGACAGGGGAAGAGGGUGGCAGCGGGUCUGGGGCGAGUGUGUCGGCCAUGUGUCUGGUGUGUGGCACCAACCAGGCCAACCUCACCCAGCACCUGUCACGCCACAGCAAGGAGGAGAUCAUCCGGGCUGUUACCCAUGGCCGGCCACUAUAUGAACUGGCCAACCGAAGGCCAGGGCCAGGCCGUCCCCGGAAGUUUACCUUCCCACCGGCACCUCUGGCUACUGUGGCACCUAUCUCUCUGCGCCCAACCACUAGCCAGCCACAGCUGCUGCUGGCCGGCAGCCAACCCCAACCACCCCCAGUGGCAGCCACUAUCACCCCUGCCCCACAGAUUACACCGACACCCCAGCCCACAACCUCGCAGCCCGUCAGGCUCAGCUCCAUCGGGCCCCUGAUUCAGUCCCCCCGAAAUGGCAUGCCCUUGCCCCCCAGUGCUGUGCAGCCCAGCACUCCAGCUCCAGCAGGGAAUUACCUCCUCAUCGGCAACAACAUGUUUCCCACAAGCAGUGUAAUAUCCAACAACCUGCAGCUGGGGAGUAGUGGGGUAAGCUACAUCAUCCCUAGCUCAGGGGGAUUGGUGCUGGCUGCCACUGCCCCUUCCACCAGCCAGACCCUUCUGGUGCAGCCUCCCAAUGCUGCUCCCCCUCCACCUCUAACUGUUAAGCAGACCCCACCAGCUGCUCCCAUGGCUACGUUGCCAGGUGGCCUCUACAAUGGUGCGGCAUGUAGGCCGCCACGCCCCUUGCAGUCUGAUGGCCCUUUAUGCAUGUUUGAGGGCCCAGCUGCCCCAGUACAAAAUGAGGCCCAUACCCUGGCUACAGGUACCAUGUGGCAGAAACCACCUGUCAGCGAAGCACACACGGCAGGCAUUAGUGGGAGCAACGUGAGGGCAAGAGGUGAAGGUGCUGUCGAGUCCCACCGAGCCACCAUAAACAUCGGCAAAAACAUUAGCAUUUCCCUUCCCCGGGAGCUGGUGGGCCAGAAGGAGAAGCUAAAGGACAUCAUCAACCAGGAGCUGUUUCGUGCCCUGCUUAUGAAUGAGGCCAAGAAGAAUCGCAACCAAGAUGCCAGCCAACCUUCCACCAGCUCUGGCCCCAGGAAGACUGUCUACUUCCCUAAGAUGGAGGAUGAUGACGUAGAUGAGAAGGACAUCAGUGUUGGUCAGGAGUUCUGCCAAGAGGAUGACAGCACCAUAGGGUUGAGUGAGGACGAGCAGUAUUGUGGUGGCUCACAGGACGUAGACCCUUUGGCCUCUGACCCAUUGUCAGGGACACCUGAAUCAGGACACAGCCCAGCUGGCCCACUCAGUGACCCCAGUGAAUCAUCACCAGACGACAAUAUCAUGGAGAACAGCUUGAACGGAGCUUACAUCACGCCUGAUAAUGUAGGUUCUUACCGUGGCGAUAUACCUAUGGAGGUAAUUUUCAAUGAAAGGAAUCCUUGCACCCAAAUCUCAGACUGCCCUGGCCCCUCUAUUGUUGUUGGGCACAGUGAUAAAGCAUUUGACAGAGGCAAUGGCAGACUUCAGUUAAUGGUGACCAGUAGCCCUGAAGGAGGGGAAGGUAGACUGCAUGGCAAGCCAGGGAGGCAGGUUGAUGGAGCUGAGGCAGAAACCAUCGUGGGUAGCAGUAUUCCUGGGCCCCAAGACGAGAUGGUUCUGGGUGGGGCAGUUUCUACAAGCACACCAUCUAUGGGUCAGCUUGUUAAGAGGGACCAGAUGGGGGAAGGAGAGGAGCAGCCCAUGAGUUUUCUAGCAGCAGAUCGCACUCUGAACAGUCUACUAGGGUCAACAGGCCUGCAGGAGAUGGUCUAUGUUGAGGAGCAAGUACUUGGAGCUGUUGAGGAAGUCUUUUCUGGGGAUACUGCAACCUCAACAGCCUUAGCCACGCCCAGUACCAGCUCCUCUGAGAUUGGUGGCCAGAAGCUGCUGCAACGACGGCUCAGCACAUCUUGCAGUUCUGUUGUGGGGGAUCACAUGCAGCCACUACCAUCAACAUCCUACAGAGAAAAGACUCAGGACAAGCAAGAUGUAAAGUGCAAAUAUGAAGUGUCUGGUCCCCCAUGCCAGCCAAGCUCCAGUGUAGGGCGUAUGUUGACGACUGCAUACGAUUCCAGUCACAAGGACAAUUCUCAGGGCAGCAAGCAGGAUGUCAAGUGCAAGUAUGAGGUCGCUGGUCCUCCAUCUCAGUUGAGUACAAGUGUAGGCCGCAUGGUGACAGGGUACGAGUCAAACAACAGCCACCAGUACCACCAACAGCAGCAGGAAGAUGAUAUGGAGUUGGGAGACAAGCACUCCAUCAGCAAGGAGGAGGAAAUCAUGAGGCAGGAGGAGAUUGAUGAUGAGGAGGAGGAGCUGGUGGAUGACCCCAGCUUGGUGGUGGACAGCUUGACCGGGGGCACCAUCUUCCCUGAUGACCAGAUGUUUGAACGGGAGAUUGCUGGCCAGCAGGGAGAGGAGGUGAUGUCUCUCAAGGCCUCAGAGACUCUGGCUGACAGUGACAGUGAACGAGCCACCCCACACGAGGAACUGUCUGAUCUGAUGUUCUAUGAUCGGAGUUGCAUGUUUGCUGGGGAGCCAGGCCCAGCUAACUUGUCACCCCGGACCUACCCAGCCAUGGACUCCACAGCCUAUCACUCCCUUGCCCCGGCCAUGAUCUCACCCAUGGACUCAACAGUACAGAUGGAUCGGGCAGACUCUGGCACACUCUCCAGUUUGGGUGAGGGCAGCUCAGGGAGUGGAGUAGUGGAGCUAACUUCAGAAACUACCAUGCACAUCACCUCUGACCAGUGUUGUUCCAUCACACCACCAGAGGGUAUUGUCAUCAGCCAACUAUUCCCAGUCCCCUACAGUGAGGCCACCUGUAGUGUUGCAUCACUGUCCUCUGCCACAGUUACUGCCACCACCAGCAAGGCAUCAUUAUCCGGCUUCAUGGAGCACUCAAAGCAGAGCAACAAGAUCACAGUGUUGGAGAGCAGUUGCAGCAGCAGCAUUAUCAACAACACCAGCAUCAUCACUACCACUAGCAACAUCAACAGCAGCAGUGGCCUCACUCGGCAGCCGUCUCCUGUUCCAUCUACAUCUGGCCUUCAGGGACCAGCAGGUCAGAAAAUCACAAAGGAGGAGGAAGAAUAUGAGCUGGAGUAUGAAUCUGACUGCUACGGUGACAGUGACUCAGACUCAGGGGUGGCUAACCGCAGCCCACUUGACCUUGACCAUUGGAAGUGUCUUGUAUGUAACAAAAUGUUCAAGAGUCUCAAGGAGAAGCUGCUUCACGCUGGUCAGCACUCGCCAUGUGCUGAGGCCAUGGAGAAGUCUGGUGUCAUCAGGAGUGCCACACAAGUAAAGUCUCUGCAAGGUGAGGUGCACCGGGAUGCUGUGGAGAAGGCAGCAGCCAUGGUCCUCCUCCAGUGCAAGGAGGAGAUGAAUGCCCUCCAGGAGGAGACACGCAACAUGCUGGAAUCCUUUGCCUCCAAUGGAGAGUACAAGUGUCCCGAGUGUUCCCUGGGCUUUCCCUCACCGGAGAUGCUAUUUGAGCACCGCAAGGCUGUUUUUAAGUCGAGGGUGACCUGCCAGGUGUGUCACAUGGUGUUUAAGAAGCGGCAUGACAAGAUCAAGCACAUGAAGGCCCACACACUUGAUGAUCUCAAGUGCCUCAUUUGCAACCGCACGUAUCCCAAUCGUUACUCUUGGUCGCAGCAUCAGUUAUUCCACAUGGGCCUUGUGCUGUUUGAGUGCAAGGAAUGUGGACGUAGGUUCCAACGUAAGUCUGAGCUGGAGGUGCACAUGCGCACUCACACAGGAGAGCGUCCCUACAGCUGUGCCUCCUGCCAGAGUGCCUUCACCACCCGACAGGCACUCAAACGGCAUCUUGUCACCCACAUGGAUGGGCAGGAAGUGGACUGCGAUGUGUGCCACAAGACUUAUAAGAACAUAGUGUGCCUCAACAAGCACCGCCUCAAAGCUCACUCCAAGAACAAAGGCAAGUCCAAAGUGCGGCGGGACUACAUGUGUUCCACCUGCAAUGAGGUGUUCCCUUCCUCCAAGAAGCUGGCCUGGCACAAGGAGACCCACGAACGUUGGCCCAAGAAAUGCCAGCACUGUGGCGAGUGCUUUGUGCACCAGUCGAGCCUCACUAAGCACAUCCGACAGAAGCACGACCCCCAUCACCAGACAUCUGAUGGCAAGACAGAGAACAAUGCCACCUGCCCUGUUUGUCGUAAAGUGUUCAAGAAGUCGUCACUAGUCUUGCACCUCCGCACCCACACUGGCAUCAAGCCCUUCCAGUGCAACAUCUGCAACAGGAGCUUUGCUGUCAAGUGUAAUCUGGAGGCCCACAAAUGGGUGCACAUGGGAGUAAGGGAUCGCCCUCACAAAUGCAAGAUGUGUGAGCGCAGCUUCCACCGGCAAAAGGACCUGGAUGCACAUAUUCGCAGCCAUAAGAAUAUCCGGCCCUUCACCUGCAAUGAGUGUGGUAAGUCCUUCAUUCAUAAAAAUAACUUGCAGCUGCAUGUGCGUGAGCACUCCGGUGAGAAGCAGCAUAAGUGCAUGUUUUGUGGCAAGGCAUUCUUCAGAAAAUAUAACCUUGACAACCAUGUCCGUAUCCACACAGGGGAGAUGCCCUACGAGUGCACUAUUUGUCGUAAAGAUUUUACCCAGAAAAGUAAUUACAACGUACAUAUGAAGGCAUUCCACAUUGAAAGGCAUGCUGUUAAUGAAGAAUUGUAAAGUUAGGAAUAAUUAUUGUACAAAUAUCUAGUUGCUUUUUAUAAAUUUUUAUUGAAAUGGAAGUAAGAGAGCACCUUAAGUAAAUGCCAGGUUUUAAAUGCUUUAUUUUUCUAAAAAUAUAUAAUUUCAUUAUAGUCUUUUAAAAUGUUGGCAUGAUUGAAGAGUCAUGGAGUGGAGUCAUUCAUCUGAGUGAUGGUUUAAGUGAGUUGGCUUAGUAAGACUUGGCUUAAGAAUUAAUACUCAACACAUUGGUCAAUAUGCAUGAAUUUAAGCACAAGUCUACUUCAGCAGCAGAUGGUAUGGUCAAAUUGACAAGCUAUUAGAAUUUAAAGCUAACCACCAUACUGCUGGAUAUCUCCUAUGACCACAUCACAUUAAACUGUAUUUUUUAUCAUUCUAAAUUUCGAGACCUGUUACAAGUGAAAUAACAUAUUCCAUUCUAUUUGAAUAUUAUCAUCAGAAAUGAAUCGCUGCACAUAGAAAGGGAGUCCCGUGGCACCCCUGGCCAAAACUUUUAUUGCAUAUACAGUAAACCCUCACUUUAAUGAAUAACUUAGGGGCAAGGGCGUAACAUUAAAUCCGAAAAUCCUUUAUAACCGAGGGAUCUGAACUUUUGGUAUUUAACAAACUGUAUGAGCCAAAAGAUUGCUAAUUCUGAUAAUUUCCUCGCAUAUGUAACAAAGCUUGUUCGUUAUAUUAAAUGAAAGUUUGUACACUUCACUGCAUGCAGUCAUCACAAUUACUACACCCAUAAUUCUUGAUUAUUUGAUGACUACAAAACAUAAAACUAUAUGUUUGUUUUGUACCAAUUAAGAGCUUCAUUUGAAAAAAAAAUCUAAACUUGAAAAAUUAGUUAUUCAUUUUUGGGAGUAGCCUAAAUUUGAAGUCCCCCCCCUCCCCCCCCCUCCGCGUGGCUCCUGUUUUACGUGCAGUGCUUCAGAUAUGAAGGCAUAUUAAGCGAGAUGGUCACUUUUCACGGCCAUCAAAAAUCCAUAUACCAGGACACCCUAGGGUUGGUGGCCUUGUUUUGGGCACAGUGUCCCAGGCAUUGGUGUCUCCACAGCCAUGCCUAACUAUGAGUGGUGGUGUGAUUUUAUCAGUCUUUCACCAUGGGAAGUAUGCUGAUGUAAUUUUGAACACAGUUUCUAGGAUUUUUUUAGUCAUGUAUUAUUCCAGUAAUCCAUCAGAAUGUUUUAAGCCAAUUGCAGGCCUCUUUUAUUUGAUUGCCCAGGGUUUUAGGUCAUCAGUAAGCACCUUUUUUUAUGCCUUAAGAAGCAAAUGCACAGAUAGUGGACUCUUGACUGUUGUACACAUGGUGAGGCAGCCUUGUUCCUCCCCACACAUGCUUGACUCCACGAGGGCUUAUAUCUGGUGGCAAGUUAGGAUGGUUACAAGUUCUACAUUAAGGUGUUUAUUACUUCCGAGGUAUUUUUGUUGAUUUAUCCAAUAUUUAUUGAAUUUAUUUAUUAUAUCAUGUAACAGUAAUUAUCAAGGGCCACUACAAGGACAAAAGGCAAAAUCAGCCAUGAAGUUGUGAAAGGAAGUGGAAAUUAUUUUUUCAGAGCUCCACAGAUUCUUUGAAAGACCUCUAAUUGUAUCCAUCGGUGUGACCUCUGAGUGCCUGUUGCCCUUGUAAGGGUGUGUGGCCAACAGGGGCCAGGAUGUGUAUGUAGGUUUAGCUUGAGGUGUGGCUGUUUGUGUUGGGAUGAGGGUCCCAGCACAAGCGAUGGCCACACUGCACCCAAGACUCGCCGUUGAAGGCCCACUUUGUUUUGUGAGGCAAAUGGCAAUACAGUGUGAUGUAGAUAGUGAGCUGAUAGGAGUUUUUUACUGUGUGUAAUUUUUAAGCUACAAAUUUUUGUAUUGUGUAAUUAUAAUUUCCUCAAAUUCUCUCUCUCUCUCUCUCUCUCUCUCUCUCUCUCUCUCUCUCUCUCUCUCUCUCUCCAUGAGGGGAGGGUUUACACUUACCUUCUAUUAGAGCCAUUAGGUUUGGAAGACUUGAGUGAAGCAGUGGGUAAUUCCUGACCAAAAAUGUCUCCCUAGUAUAUUCCCCUCCCCCUACCGUUGGGUAGUGAAUAGGAUGCCAUGCGGCCACCCCGAUGACUAAUCAUAAAGCCUCUAGUAACACCUUUAUCUACAGUCAAAAUGAAAGAUAAGCUACUUAUAAGAUUUUAAGUUUCCAUGCACAUGGCCUAAGAAAAAAUAUUGAAGAAUUGAGAUGCCUCCCCCCCCCCAAAUGUUUUUCAUAUAACUUCAGAUAGGAGUACCUCCCUAAAGCAAGAAAGUGUCAACCAGGCAGCUGAAAAACCCAUUUUCUAUCGCAGUGGUUUCCUUAAGCAUUCAUCUUUCAAUCCACAUACUUUCCAGUGGCUCAUCUGUUUACAUUUGGCUGUAAAAGCCUCAGCAACAAGAUUGAGGGGAAAUACUGUGAGGCUGGCUUCACCAGAGAGUAAUGUAUCAUCCAUGUCAUAUAUAUAUAUAUAUAUAUAUAUAUAUAUAUAUAUAUAUAUAUAUAUAUAUAUAUAUAUAUAUAUAUAUAUAUAUAUAUAUAUAUAUAUAUAUAUAUAUAUGCAAACAUCAUAAGUACCAUACAUUCAACAUGCAUUUUAUGGUUAAGUAAGCAUACAGAACAUUUGUAAUGUUUGUGUGCAUACAUAUGCAUUCAUGGAUGCAUACAUACUGUACAUGCAUAUGAUGUAUGUUAGUACAUACAUACAAUCAUAGUAUAAAAAACACAUGCAUAGCCUACAUGCAUUCCAGGCUAAAUAAAACUUUCUGCAUGAAAACAUCUUGUUAUAAUAUAUGACUUUUAUAAUAUGCAGACACUGACUACAAUUUUAACUGUUCCUGUAUAACAAAGAUGGGAUGGUUUGACUUCCAGGCAAAAAAAAAAAAAAAAAAAAAAAAAGGCAAGCAGACAUAUAGGCAUUGAGUUAUUAAAUAGUGAAGUUCAUAUAUUUUCAAUCGUGAUUUUUCUCUUUUAAAAAAAGAAAGCAUUAUAGCUUUAGGCAGGUCCUCAUCUUCAUUGACACCUCAAAUAUUUAUUUAAUUUCCAUAUAUAAUAUAGAUGACUGUAGUUUUCAGCAACGAUUGUAUUUCUCAGAAGGGUGGAGGAGUCCCCUCUAUGUUAAAAGUUGUUUACAGCUUAUUGAUAGCACCAAGAUACAGUAAUAUGUAAUCUCUGCAUGUGUUUAGACACUGAAGUAUUUUAAAAUCAAUAUAUCUGUUACAUACAGACUGUGGAACAGUUGUGUGUGGAUCUUGAAAUGUAGUGUUUCGAACAGAACAGUUUGUCACUGAAGAUUUUAAUAUUCCUUGCUUAAACAGAACUUCACACUUUGGUACUGAAGGAGAAUCACGUGGAAUGCUCAGAUUUUUAGUAGAUAAUUAAGUCAAAUGGUUACAGAACCAACAUGACAACAUAACACACUGAACUUUGUUAUAGUGACUCAGGGUAAUCUAGUCAGUAACAUUAUGUAGAAGAAUGAAUACCUUGGUUCUUGCAAUCACAGAUUGGUAUGCGUUGACAUUAACUACAUUAACUAACUAACGGGGAGUAUAUUCCAAAAGGCAUGUUGCUUCAUUCACCCACAAUCUCCACCAGACAGUCAACAUGGGCAAGCCUACACACCGCUGCCCUUCCUAUUCUAAACCCCUUAAAGGAUCAGUCACCUUGCCCUAGCCGUAAAUUAUGUGGGCAUCCUUUUGGUGUCUUACACUCAGGGUUGUCUCAUACAGAAACAAUCCUAUGAGCAGGAUUAACAUCCAGGAAGCAUGCCACAUGCCCAUAUGGCCAGAGCUGGUGUUCACAGACUGAACUGGUAACAAACAGACUGAUUCAGUUUUAUGAAAUAGUCGUUAGUUUGACACAAAGCCAUUCCAGUGAUCAUCUUGAUCCUUACCAUCAGCAACACCAGUGAUCACAAUAUCAUUAAUGAAAAUCACAGUUCAUGCUCUGCUCAGUUUUGAAAUCUGAAACUACAAGUGAAACUUUGAAUGAGAUUUAGCUUGUAGCUACAACACAGCACAAUUUUUGCAAUAAAUUCACUCAAAUACUUUUGUAGCGUUUUUUCAGUGAAAAAAAUUAUACUUGAUUCAGAAGUGAUUAAAAAGUGUGUCUGAAAUAGACUGCUCAAGUCUUCAUAAUUUUGUCUCAUUAGACAUUCAUACAGUCCUUUACCAUGACUGCUAUUCAAACACCCAAAGCUAAGAAUCUAACAUGCUGUUUUAUCACACGAGAGAAAGAUGGGAACUGGAAUAAACGUGUCAAGCUUGCUGUCAAUAUCGCCUGUUUAUACUAUACUAGAAUGAUUUUGGUCUUGGUUGGGAGUCUGUCAUAGUGAAGAAGGCUCAACUUUUCCCUAAUGUUUUGAUGUCCUCCUCAUCAAACAUAUGCAAAGUGACUGGAUGAUGAAACUGGUGCAACUGGUGUUAGUUGAUAAAUAGAUCCAUGGGGUCAAGACUGCUAAAUAAUUUACACCCCGGUAUUUGUUUUUCAUCCUAAUAGGCACUCCACAUUUUUUUGCAAUAAAUUUCCUGUAGUGCUUUCAUAGCUAUAUUCUGGUGAAAAACUAUGCCGACAUUAAAAACAUCAUACUUAAUUCAGAAAAUAAGUCAAUGCCUAAAAUAGACCACUCAGGUCUAUGUAUAUCUUGAUUUGGCCCUAUUAUAUAUUAUUUUCAUUGGCUACAAUGUUCAGCCAGCUCCUUGCUCUAAUUUUGUGGUCUAUAUUGUGAGUUUCUUCCUUUCAUAAUAUUCCCUAAAAUGGCUGUAACAUCUCAUCAUAUUCUCCAUUGAGUAACUCUGCCUGCGAGUGAAUAAUUGAAUGAUUCAAGUACUUAUGUCUAUGAAUGUGGAUGAAUCCAAAUUGAUGUGAACGAGGAAUAAUGGUGAAAAAUUAAGUGUUAGCAAAUAAAGUCAGACUACAACAAAUUCUUUUCACUAAUGUAUGAGAACAGAAAAAGCACCUACCUUCAUCAGUUCAAAGCAAUAAAUGAUUACUUAAAAAAGCAAAUUCAACCACCACUUCCUCCAACUUAAGAUUUGCUAAGUCAAAGAUUCAACGUCUUGGUGGCCGCUUGGUUUCAUUUCACUCAGGUGUAAGGACAGACCACCUAGUCUGGACCAUAGUCUCUCUCUCUCUCUCUCUCUCUCUCUCUCUCUCUCUCUCUCUCUCUCUCUCAGCUUGCAUGAUUGAUUAUUGUUGUGGAUGAAUUGUGUGUGUAUCUCUUUGUAUGAUUUACUCGAAUUUGUCACAGGUUCAACAAUUUUUUAUUUAAUUUACAGUGUACACUAUUAGGAGCCCUUCUAUCUUUCUCUCAGCUUCUCCUAUCAGUCCUCAUAUUUUAACUUUUCAUUCUACACACUUGAGUCCUCGCAGGGAAUGAGUUUGUCAACCUUUUGGUGGCCCGCUUGCUGCUGAUGCUGAUGCUCAUGUGGUCACCAUUUACAGACAAUCUGCACUGAUGGGUUGGCAGUACACAGCUAUGACACAGAUUUGUUUCUGUUGUGGCCAUAUUUUUUUUCCUUGGAGUCUCAUCUAAAUCUUAGUGGAAUUUAUUUUUAUUUUAUUUUAUUAAUUUGUGAUUGAUUCUUCCUUUUAAUUUUAAUUUCAUCUUUAUGAAGAAUGUUGAUGUAAAGCUUGAUGUAAAGGUGAGCAGCAGCAACACAAGCAGCAGCAAGCAGGUUAAGGUUGAGGAAGACUUGUUAAGGCUGACUCCUCCCUCGACCCUAAGGUGGGGCCCAGAGAGAUGUUGGAUGUUAGUUGAUUGGAGGCCACUACUGGAAGGCCAUGAUUUCCAGUUCCUUCCACAAAGGUGCAAAUUGCAAUAGAGUACAUAUGUAAAUAUUCUCUUGAGAAACAUUUGAGGGCCCGGUACCAUGGUGAAAGUGAGAGGAUGCGUUUUAUAAAAACAAAAAAAAAAUACUAUACACUAUAGCAAACUACAUGAUAAGAUUACUUCUGUUUUUCUUGUGUUAUUGGUUUUAUAAAUCGUAUGUUGUUGAUUUGCAUGGAAGCCAUUUCUCAAAUCAUGCAGCGCUUUCAGAGACUAUGCGACUGAGGCGUUAGUGCAAUAUAGAGACAAGAGUGUACCUGGAGUCACAGUGAGGGUGAGGCAUGUGUGCUGCCAUGAGUGUCGUAGCAUUUAAGUGCGAGCAUCUCCUUACCAAAUGGUUGGUUCCUCGCGUGAAACUGCCACAUAACGUAUUUAUUUAGUUUACCUGAUAUCCCUCUCCCACUCUACUCCCAUCUCCCUUCUCUCCCAGUCCUUCCCUCCCUCAUUCCAUGCUUCCUGUGCCCGUCGAGUAAUGUACGUCUGAUUCAUAACAAUAUUCUCGUGUGACUCGACAAUAUCUGCUGCACUGGGGACCUCAGAAGAGCAGUUCUGGUGGCAUGUUCCUCAACUCUCAUUGCAGAUCAGAUCCCCGUGACCUCUCAGACCCCCGAACCUUUGUGCCAAGCACUGCCCUAGCAUAAGAUACAAGUGUACUGGUAAUAGAAAGGAAAGAAAAUGGAGUGACAUUCUGAAAGGAAAAAUAAAAAGGGGACUUGUGCAUAAAUGGAAAAUACAUUAGCUGUGUUAUAGAAACCAGAACUUUGAGAGUUGAAUAGUGUUUGGUCUAUGAAGUUUUUAGUGCCAAAAAUGAAUGCCAGCAGUUCUUUCCCCAAGUGAUUAAGGAAAGAAAUUGACAGAUCAAAGAGUGCACUCUGAAAGGAUUGAUUACAUGAUUUGUUGGGGCCCAUGGCUUGGGGAGGGGGUCCAAUUUGAGGCUUGUGGCUUUUUUAUUUUUUUAUUUUUUUUAUUUUUAUUUUUUUUUUAUUUUUUUUAAUGAGUAGAUGCUUUUCUGUCUGUAGGAAUAAUGGACUAGCCUAUAAGCUUUUUUAUACUCACAGUAUUGAUUGAAUGGUCAUGUGUCUGUUUCCAUGUAUGGUACGACCGCACUCCAUCCAAAGUGUGGGGUGCUCCAUGGGAAGGAAACCUGUAAAUGUUAAACCAUCAACUAUUAUUAUUUUUAUUAUUAUUAUUAUUAUUAUUAUUAUUAUUAUUAUUAUUAUCAUCAUCAUCAUCAUUAUCAUCAUCACCAUGGUAAGUUGUUUAAUGUGUACUUGUAUGGUCUCUAGGAGCAAGCAAGACACAGAUUAACCUAUACCAAAACGGGCAUGAUUUCAGCUUAUCAACUAUUGCGAUUUAUCUGUUUACUUUUUUAUUGAUCAUACUUUCAGUUUGUUUUUGUCCCAGUUGAGUCAUUUGGUUCAGGACUAGCAGUGUUUGAUGCACACCACCAUUUUUGUUUGGUCAGAAGAGAGGAAAGAAAAAAAGCCACGUUUUGUUGUGAGGGUGAUCCUGCUUUCAUCGUAAGUGUUGAUUGUUACUUUAUGAUAAUCUCACCUUUAUGUUUUUACCUCACUCCUUCCCAUCCAUCCAACCCUCCCCUUAACUUGCCCUGUCACCUCUCCAUACAUGGACUCAAAACCUUGUGUAUUUCGCCUCUGUCGAGUUUGUUUAUUUGCAAGUGUUUCUAAUUCAUCUGCCUACCUGCCUACCUAUUUCCAUCACUCCUUUCCUUUCUCCCUUUACCUUGACCUCUUCAUCCUUCCCCCAGGCCCUUCCUCCUCCCACCCUCUGCUGUAACUCCACCUGUGUUUUGUUAUGUAGGAUGUAUGUUACCAGUCUUAGGGCUACUUAAAUGUGUAGCUUUAUUUAUAACCUUGUAAGCUUUAAAUUUAAUGUAUGCUUGUCAUGAAAUAGUGUGAAAGUUUUAUGUAACCAAGUAGGUAGAAAUUAUAGUUUAAGAAAUUGUG